Molecule: messenger RNA, 1468 nt
Organism: Annulohypoxylon maeteangense
Lineage: Eukaryota; Fungi; Ascomycota; Sordariomycetes; Xylariales; Hypoxylaceae
Exons: 4
Coding region: 241-1461 (406 amino acids)
Source: RefSeq, a predicted model, not a curated record
CGGUAGGAUUCUCGGUUCGCUCCCCGCUCUAAAACAUACAUGCGGCUCGUCCCUCGCGGUGCAAGGUGAUGUCUUAGAUGAUCAAUUCCGAGGAUUCGGAGCCUGUGUCGGACAUCAGGUAUACACCUGGAGGAUUCACUAUUUCUCAAACACGCCUCCCACAUCGUUGUCCUUGAUACCAGCGGCAAUUUCGAUUUGUCUUUCCUCUGCCAAUCGAUAAUUCACAAACCGACGAGAAAAAUGGCGCCCUACAACACGAGCAUGAGAUUCCCUACCGCAGUUCUCAUAGUCAACAGCUGUGGUCUUGCGCUCGCCUUUUUUGCCGUUCUCCUAAGGUUUUGGGCUCGUUAUAUCCGGCGAGUCAAGGUUAGAUUAUGCGACUACAUGAUUGUCGCCUCAUGGCUGUUUUCGUUUGGCCUGGUUGUCAGCGAAAACUAUUGUAUCACGAAAGGAGGGAUUGGCCAGAAAGUGAUACACGUUACUGAAGAAGAGCUGCUCUUCUCGACCAAGCAAUUCUUAGUCGUUGACGUAUGCGGGUCUCUGGCAGUGGCAUUCGUCAAAAUUUCAAUCCUGGACUUCCUGCUUUCCGUUUUCUCAACCCAUAAUCGGUUUCGUAUCGCAGCUUAUGUCCUGAUGGCAGCUACCACCGGAUAUGGAAUAAGCUUCCUCGUGGCCUCGCUGGCUAGCUGCACACCUUUUGAGGCCAACUGGGAUAAGACAUCGUACCCGAACUAUCAUUGCAUCAACACCUCAUAUUUCUACGUUGCGCAAGCAGCCAUAGGUGUUACUCUAGACUGUCUAAUCCUUUUUCUCCCUGUACCAGUUGUGUGGACCCUCUCAUUGAAAAUAAGUAAAAAGAUUGCCCUGACGGUCCUUUUUACGAUAGGAAUUUUGAUCUGUGUUAUCUCCAUAACUCGCCUUGUUUAUAAUACUCGCGCAGAAUGGAUGGUGACUCACUUCACUGAAUAUGGUGGCAUCGCAUGUCUUCUCGGGGCAUUGGAGGCGAACCUGUCAAUUAUCUGCGCAUGUCUACCAACCAUGCAACCCCUCAUGACAUCUUUCACGGGGAGGGUCAAAUCGUCGUUCAGCUCUGACGCUGGAGGGCUAAAAGGGCUGUACAACAAUUUCUCUUCUAGAUACCUGAGGCCGGUCCCUGGCUCGAUGAAGAUCGGCUCAAGCACCGAUAGGCGUGCUACGAUGUACAUUGAGGACGACUUGGAGAGUGCGCGACUUCAGAAGCACGUGGAUAAACUAUAUCCUCUCAACACAACUCUGGCCAGUCGUACCAGUUUGAGUGAGGAAAUCGGGUGGACGCAACAGACGAGAUGCUUUACGCAAGUGGACUCGGCUAAUUCUAAGAGUGGCGAUGAGUCAGUGGAGUUGGCAAAGCUCGGGGAGAAAGUCGAACCUUACAGCGCGAUAAAUGUAACCAAGAGCUGGAAGGUCAAUUCAGAGGAAUGAAUUUAUA